Messenger RNA from Aspergillus campestris IBT 28561, 513 nucleotides. RefSeq names its product Hsp20/alpha crystallin family protein. Gene Ontology annotation, biological process: response to heat; protein folding; response to salt stress. NCBI's taxonomy places the organism in Eukaryota, Fungi, Ascomycota, Eurotiomycetes, Eurotiales, Aspergillaceae. Bases 1 to 513 code for a protein of 170 amino acids. The record is from RefSeq and is a predicted model, not a curated record. The transcript has a single exon.
AUGUCUCUCUUCCGCACCAUGCCCACUGGCGGCGACUUCGCCCCUCUCUUCCGUCUCCUCGAUGACUACGAUGUCCACCGCUCCGGAAAAGGCCAAACCACGCCGGUGCGCUCCUUCUCGCCUCGCUUUGAUGUCCGCGAAUCGCAAGACGCAUACCUCCUAGAUGGCGAGCUGCCAGGAAUCGCCCAGAAGGACAUCGAGAUCGAGUUCUCCGACCACCAGACUCUAGUGGUCAAGGGCCGCACCGAACGCCAGUACCACAGCGAGCCCUCCGAUCAAGAAAGCAACCCGAGCGACACCGACGAUAACGCCCAGGCCGGCGAGAAGCGUGUCAAGAAGUCGAACCACCGCUUCUGGGUGAGCGAGCGCUCGGUCGGUGAAUUCCACCGCAGCUUCAAUUUCCCGAACCGCGUGGAUCAGGACAACGUCAAAGCCAGUCUAAAGCAUGGCGUGCUGUCUAUUGUUGUGCCCAAGGCGACUACUUCGGGUUCGAAGAAGAUUACUAUCGAGUAA